Haemonchus placei is the source of this 540-nucleotide messenger RNA. The record is from the annotation of a GenBank genome assembly. NCBI's taxonomy places the organism in Eukaryota, Metazoa, Nematoda, Chromadorea, Rhabditida, Trichostrongylidae.
AUGAAAAAUUGGUCUAGAGUUUCGAAUUUUCGCAAAGAAUUUCGAGCAUUCAUCGUUGAAAAUUACAAUAAAAAAGUGAAGGAAAUCGCACAAUGCGAGAAACUCAACUAUAAACGCCUGAAGUCGUUCAACAAGCGUAACAAGGAGAAACUUGAGUUAGCAGCCGCUCUGAACGCUCAACGUCGUGCUGAGAGCGGUGAACUCACCGAAGAAGGAGGAGCUGACAUGAAAGAGGAUUAUGGAACAAAAAUCGGGGCUCUGAUGUUCGUCCCAGAGCAUAGACUUGUGUUAGGAUCCAGUGAACUGGUCACAGUGAAGGCCAAGGUUUUUAUGAUACCAGGCGGCUUCUGGGUACGAAUGGCUGAGACUCGAUAUGAUGGAAGUAGCACUGGACGGCACGCCCAUAUUCUGAAGCUCCUACAUCCGACUGUGACCCUAUUGGCGGAGUCAAAGGACCCUAAUCUGGAUUGCGAUACAAGAUAUCGCCUCGCUGAGGGCCUUCGGUUUCUUGAAAUCUUCAAGCUCACCGAUGUACUCUAG